Messenger RNA from Nasonia vitripennis (jewel wasp), 1547 nucleotides. RefSeq lists its product as uncharacterized. Lineage: Eukaryota; Metazoa; Arthropoda; Insecta; Hymenoptera; Pteromalidae. The record is from RefSeq and is a predicted model, not a curated record. The coding region runs from base 131 to 1393 and encodes 420 amino acids. The transcript has 5 exons.
UUUUUGUAAUAAUGAAAUUAAGUAUGAAUUCUUCACUUGUCUGUAGCGCCCUCGAAACUAACACCUCCUACCGCCCUUUAAUCUGAAAAUCACCCAAAGAACUUUUUUUUUUUAUUUUGUAGUAAUUAACAUGAACAAAAUAAACAGCAGCAACCCCACUGCCAGCAGCAGCAGCAGUGGCAGCAGCAGCAGUGGCAGCAGCAGCAGUGGCAGCAGCAGAAGUGGCAGCAGCAGCAGUGGCAGCAACAGCAGUGGCAGCAGCAGUAGUGGCAGCAGCAGCAGCAGCAACAACAACAGCAGCAGCAGCAGCAGCAACAGUAGCAGUGGCAGCAGCAGAAGCCGCCAAGUUUCUGCGAAGAAGGCUAGGCUGAGCCCUUCAUUGCUGUACUCGCCGCUGCCCCGAACGCCAACAUCCUCGUUGGAGAGGCCAAUGACGCCACGAGCCGCGGUUACGCCACGGUCGUCGGUUCUCCAACCGGUUGUUGGCUCCAACGGCUGCUCCAGAGCUCGUCGUGGGGCGAGGCGAAACUUGGCCGCCGAGUAUGUCGGCGACCAAGAGAACGUAGACCCGACAGCUCCACCAGAAUUAUCACUAUUUGAUGAAUUGGAGGAAUUUUUGGUUCUUAGGAAUGCGAUCACAGCAGGAGGAGCACAGCAGGAGGAGCAGCAGCAACAACCGCAACACCUCGAACCACUACCACAACAGCAACAGCAAUCACCAGAACAGCAACAUCCACUACAACAUCAACAACCACCACCACAACACCAACAACCACCACAACAUAUUCAACCACCACAACACCAACAACCACUACCACAACAGCAACAGCAAUCACCACAACAUCAACAACCACCACCACAACACCAACAACCACCACAACAUAUUCAACCACCACAACACCAACAAUCACCACCACAACAGGAGCAGGCACAGCUGCAAGAUGACCAAGAAGAGCAGCUACCUCCCCCCUUACCUCCUCACCCGAUACCGGAAGCGGUAGCGAAUGGCUUCCGUGGACCGCAGAGGAGGUCUAGGGGAAAGUUUGCCCACAAUCGGGACUUCAUAAGGGAGUUAGAACCGAUGCCGGAUCUGGAAGGCUACCCGGUCGGCAACCUGAAAUUUUGUACUGCUACACAUGUGCGUAAAGCACUAUAUGUAGCAGCCAAUUUUUUCAGGUUGACGGGCGGGCGGUUUCCUCGUCAGACAGACCGUAUGCAAAAGUCAUACCAUGCGUGUCUACGCACCGUAGACAAGCAUGUUUGCGAGAUGGGGGCACAGAAGUUUUCCCUGUACGGUCUGUCUGUAGAGGAAGCCCAAGCCUUUUAUGAUGCGGCAUAUGGGAGCUACCUUAUGAGGAAAAAUGAUCCUACCCGAAGGGGUAGACGACGAUGAAGCUUUGUUGCACACAUGCACGCACACACAUACACAUGCACGCACAUACACAUGCACAUACAUACGUUCCACAUGCAUACACACAUACACACAUACACACAUAUACACGCAAAUACAUACGUUCCACAUGCGCAUACACACACAUGCACACACA